Molecule: messenger RNA, 6955 nt
Organism: Chara braunii
Lineage: Eukaryota; Viridiplantae; Streptophyta; Charophyceae; Charales; Characeae
Source: the annotation of a GenBank genome assembly
UCUGUUCGCUUCUGUUUCCCCGUCUGUUGUCUUUGUGGAAAUCCAUCCAUCCAUCAUACAUUGAUUGACACGAGUUCGUCACAAGGAAAGUAGGGAAGACGCCAUCUCCCUCCUUCAGACGCCAUCUCCAUCGUCUCGCCCAUCGCCAUAGCCAUCGCCUGCGGUGAAACCUCGAGGCGGUAGCUGGCGAUGGCGGGCGUCACACGAGUUGCCCACUUGGCAGCUUCGUCUUCCGACCUAGUCUUGCCUGGUUCAGGAAGGAGGCGUGAUGCAGAGAGAGCGUCAUCAUCUUCCACGUCCACUUCCUCUUCUUCAGCUGGUGUGUCCGCCUCCUGUUCACCCUCUUCGUCCUCUUCGUUAGUCAACAAAGGUUUCUACGCCAGUGGCAGGUCGGUAGAUGGCCAAGGAUGCCGGCGCUCUCGUCGUCUGGGAUAUUCGCGGUCGCUGCUGUGUAAUACCGGUCGCACAAGCCGGUCGCUCGUUCGUGUGGAUGGGAGAGUCUCGCCCUUGUCAUCGUCAUCCUCGAUCUCUGUGGUUGAUGGUAGGGAAGAAGGCAAGUACACCUGGAAGUCAACGACCGGUAGGCGGGUCAGAUCAUCUUCCUCGUCUUCGUCAUUGAGGGCCACAGCGCAAGAUUGGAGCGCCACGUGGCUUCCUCCUUCGUCAUCUUGCGGCUUCUUGUCUGGAUUGUCCACGUCAUCGUCUUCGUCUUCGUCCUCCUUUUUCUCGCGAAGGUCAUCAUCAAGGCAGGCUGAUCCGCUCGAUGGCAGCUCGUCCUUAUUAUUCACUCACAGGAAAAAGAGUAGCGGGGAAGAUGAUGGAGGAAAGCCCACUCGCGUACGAGGUGUCUCUUCAUCCGCCUCGUCUUCUUCCAACCUGGCAUCCGCCAUCACUGCCACGCAGGAUGGCAAUGAGGCGGCGGCGCUCACCAUCGCGUCCUCAUUUGUCAGCUUCCCUGGGCGACAUGCUACCUUCUCCUCUCGGAAGAGACGAUCAUGCCCCUCCUUCUCCCAUCUCCUCCCUCAAUGUCGCUUGUCGAGUCCCCGAACGUGGUCCCCUUCGGCGCUAUCGUCGAACAACCCCAAUCUCUCCUCUCCCUCCUCCUCCGCUGCCAUCCCCACGGCGCAAGGCGACGACGUACGGAAGCAGUCCACGACUGCAGAGAGUGGUUUGUCAAGGCUGAGUGCGUGCGAUGGGUUGGCGGCAGAUCGCUCCAGCUGUCUGCAGUCGAUGGGGAGGAAGAAGAUGCUGACGGCGGUGAGGACAUCAGCCGCUGCAAGCGGAAGCGGGAGCGCAGGGGGAGCGGGAGCGGGCGCGGGCGGAGGCGCGGGAGCAGCGAAUACGAGCGGAAGCGUGGGGAACGAGGCGGGGACGAUCAGGAGAGGUGGGAGCGUGGCCCCGCCUUCGCUGCUAACGGAGGAGGAGAUCGAGGAAGAUGUCGGGCUUCAGAAUCAAGCGCCGGUGCAGCAGUUCCCCGUCCCCCCGAUGGGCGGCGACGGGGUGGAUCUUGCCUCUCUGGCCAUUGAUGAUGAUGUUGGCCUAGACGAGAUGCUCAGCAUGCGCCUCCCGUCUCACCCCAAACUCCACAGGGGGCAAUUGAAGAACGGACUAAGGUAUGUCAUCCUGCCCAACAAAGUGCCGCCCAAUCGAUUCGAAGCACAUCUGGAAAUGCACGUGGGUUCUGUGGACGAGUUGGAGGGCGAGCAAGGCAUCGCUCAUCUGAUAGAGCACGUGACGUUUCUGGGGAGCAAGAAGAGAGAGAGGCUGUUGGGUACUGGGGCAAGGUCGAACGCGUACACGGACUUCCAUCACACGGUCUUUCACGUUCACGCCCCGGUGAUGGUCCAAGCUACCGGCGAACCGAUGCUGCCGCUCGUCUUGGAAGCUCUGCACGAGAUCGCAUUUAAGCCCAAGUUUCUGCCGUCGAGGAUUGAAAAGGAACGGCGCGCAGUGCUGUCGGAGUUGCAGAUGAUGAACACCAUCGAGUACCGAGUCGAUUGCCAGCUUCUGCAGCAAUUGCACUCCGAAAACCUCUUGGGAAGCCGAUUCCCCAUCGGUCUGGAAGAGAGGAUACGAGCAUGGGAGGGCGAUCAAAUCCGAGCGUUCCACGAGCGGUGGUACUUUCCCGCCAACGCGACGUUGUUCCUGGUCGGCGACCUGGGAAGCGUCAGCCGUACGAUCGAGAUGAUCGAAGCGCAGUUCGGGUCAACGCCGCCGGGCAUGGUGCAUCCACGCGGCGCGUCGGCGGCGGCGGCCUCGUCGUUGUCGUCUUCUGGUACGACUACCCAUCAGAUCGGCUCGUCGUCCUCGCCGUCGUCUGUGCUGGAUUUGCCGAGUUGCCCGCCUUCUUCCGCAGGGGUGGCGGCGGCGACCGUCACGGGGAACGGCGGCGCCGCCUCGGCCGCCAGCUCGCCGAUGAGAGCCAUUCCGAGUGCGUUGUCGCCGCCGACGACCGGUCCUCCGGUGUCCGUGCGCAAGGAACGGCACGCAAUCCGCCCUCCUGUGGAGCACCGCUGGUCCGUGCAGUGGUCGCCGUACAUGCGCAGCGGCUACGCCGCCCCCAGAGGAUCGACGUCGCUUCCCCACGUGUUUCAGCACGAGCUGCUGCAACACUUCUCCCUCAGCGUUUUCUGCAAGACCCCCGUGCGACCGGUCGUCACCUUCGGCGACCUCCGCAACGUCCUCAUGCAACGCAUCUUGCUCUCUGCCCUCCAGUUCCGCAUCAACGCGCGCUACAAGAGCGCCUCUCCGCCGUUCAUUGGCAUCGAGCUGGAUCACAGCGACUCCGGGCGCGAGGGCUGCGCCGUCACCACGCUCACGGUCACCGCCGAGCCCCGCCACUGGGAGGGCGCGGUCAAAGUCGGCGUCCAAGAAGUCAAACGCCUCCGGGAGUUUGGCGUUACCCGAGGGGAGCUCACAAGAUACCUUAAUGCUCUUCUCAAGGACAGCGAGCAUCUCGCCGCCAUGAUCGACAACAUCCCGUCCGUAGACAAUCUCGAUUUCAUCAUGGAGAGUGAUGCGUUAGGUCACACGGUGAUGGAUCAGCAACAGGGCCACGCGUGCUUGACGGCGGUGGCGCAGACUGUCACGCUGGCGGAUGUGAACGCGACGGCGGAGGCGCUGAUGGAAUACGUAGCGGAUUUCGGAUCCGAAAGCGCGCCGAUCCCGGCUGCCAUCGUGGCGUGCGUGCCGAAGACGGUGGUUAAUGAGAGAGGGGAGGAGGAGGUGUUCAGCAUUUCGCCCGUUCGGAUUGGCCAGGUCAUCACGGAGGGACUGGCGCAGCCGAUGUCUCCCGAGCCGGACGUCGAGGUUCCCAAGGCUCUGAUUCCCCCGCUCAUGGUGCACGCGAUGAAGCUGCGCGGGGGCGCGAGCUUCGUCCCGCUCUACGAAAAUGGCGCGCCCGGCGUGAUGGGCGGGGGGGGGAAAAGCGCGACGUUGACGAAGUUGCGCGACGAGGUGACGGGCGUGGUUCAGCGGCGGCUAUCGAACGGCAUUAGGGUAAACUACAAGCGGACGCAGAACGAGGCGCGCGGGGGGAUGCUCCGCGUGGUCGCGGAAGGCGGAAGGGCGCGCGAAGUGCCGGAGCUCAGCGGCGCUGUGGCCGUGGGCGUGCGAACCCUCUCCGAAGGCGGCGCCGUCGGCAAGUUUACCCGCGAGCAAGUGGAGCUGUUCUGCGUCAGCAACCUCAUCAACUGCGUCCUCGAGGCUGACGAGGAGUUCCUCUGCAUGGACUUCCGCUUCACGAUGAGAGAUGGCGGCAUGCAGGCCACGUUUCAGCUUCUCCAUAUGGUCCUUGAACACUCUGUGUGGCUAGAGGACGCCCUCGAGAGGGCCAAGCAGCUCUACCUCUCUCAUUACCGCUCGAUGCCCAAGAGCCUUGAGAGAGCCACGGCGCAUCGAUUGAUGAGUGCGAUGUUCGGCGGAGAUCGGAGGUUCCUGGAACCUUCCCCCGAGGCGAUCGCCCGCCUGACGUUGUCCGAUGUACGAGAAGUCGUGAUGAAGCAGCUGGCGACGGGCAAUCUCGAGGUGUCCGUGGUGGGGGAUUUCGAGGAGGAGGAGGUGGAAAGGUGUCUGCUCGACUACCUGGGUACGUUGACUCCCACAACCACCAGCUCCAUUUCGUCGUCGUUGGGUGGAGGAGGAGGGCGAGGGGAGAAAGGGAGGGCAAAGACGGGGACAGGUGGGGGGGGGAAGAAGGAGAAAAAGAGUGUGCGAGGUGGAGUAGGAGAGGCGUUACUGUCGGUGAUUAGGCGAGGGACAGGUCAGCAGCAACAGAAUGACGUGGCGGCAGACGAUGGGGAAGGGGAGGACGAGGAGGAGGAGGAGAGGGUGGUGCGGAUCGUCGAAGGACCGUUGGAUCCCGCCUUGAGACAUCAACAGGUCUUCCUUCGGGAUACCGAUGACAGGGCUUGCGCGUACAUUGCUGGCGCUGCUCCCAAUCGGUGGGGGUACACGUCAGACGGUCGGGAUCUGAACACGAUCGUGGAACCCGUUCCUCCAUCCAUGACAGAGGAGCAGGCGUGGAGAAUGUCGUCGAUCGGCGUGGAGGUGAUUCCAUCGCCCGACGGCGAGUACUAUGAUGAGCAGCAGCAAGGGGGGGAGGGCGAGCAGGAAGGGGGAGCACGGAGGAGGAGGAAGCUGAUGUGGAAGCGAAAGAGGCAUCCCCUCUAUGGCAGCGUUUCGUUGGCGCUCCUCGCUGAAAUCAUCAACGCCCGCCUCUUCACGACUGUAAGAGACGCGUUGGGAUUGACGUAUGACGUGUCUUUUGAACUGUCGCUGUUUGAUCGUCUCAAGACAGGCUGGUUUGUGAUCUCGGUGACCUCCACGCCGGCGAAGAUUGAGCAGGCCGUAGAAGCUUCUCUGAACGUUCUUCGGGGUGUCCAUGGGAAUCGCGUCACGCAGCGAGAGUUGGACAGAGCCAAGAGAACGCUGCUGAUGAGGCACGAAUCUGAUCUCAAGGAUAAUGCCUAUUGGUUGGGUUUACUAACGCAUCUUCAGGCGCCAAGUGUCGAGAGAAAGGACGUGGGCUGCAUCAAGGAGUUGCCAUCGCUGUACGAAAUGGCCACGACGGAUGACAUUUAUCACGCGUACGAGGCGCUGAAGAUAGAAGACGAUGAGAUCUUCACGUGUGUGGGAAUCGCCGGAGGAAGCAUAAAUGCGGAGGACGGAGAGGCAGGAGGUAUGAUGGGAGGUGAAGUGGAGGGGGCUGUCGGGGAGGAAGAUGGAAGAGAGAAUCCUGCCGUUCCCCCAGUGCAUGGCGGCCGUGGAUCUACCACCAUGACAAGACCAACGACGUAGCGAUGAGCACCUUGAUUGAUGUAUGGCCAAAUGAACCCGUCUCUGUGUGUGUGUGUGUGUGUGUGUGUGUGUGUGUGUGUGUGUNUGUGUGUGUGUGUGUGUGUGUGUGUGUGUGUGUGUGUGAGAGAGAGAGAGAGAGAGAGAGAGAGAGAGAGAGAGAGAGAGAGGUGGGUUGAUCUUGAUCUUCAGCACGGGACCUUUGAGGGUGCAUGCGACGGUGAGCAGGGGCGAGAAUGGAGGAAGAGAAAUGACGGCGUGAGAGUCUUGAUGGAUUAGCUCUACUACCAGCUUGCGGGAGGCAGGUAGUGUAUAAAUCGAGAAGCCACGGGCAUGGCCAUGUGUUAGUGUAUGUAUGAAUAUCGCAGCAUAGGGGUGCUAUGUUGCAUUGGCAGUAAACAUUUUGCCACUUGGUGUGUGUGUGUGUGUGUGUGUGUGUGUGUGUGUGUGUGUGUGUGUGUGUAAGGGGGGAGGAGGAAUGAUUGCUGCGGCCACCCGGCUUUGAUGAAUUGGUAUCGCGUGACAGAGUGAGGGGAGGGAAGGUGGGAAGGGAGGUGGGAGGGGGCAUAGGCGGAGGGACUAGAGGAAGCAGCGCAACAAUUGUCGUCGCAGACGAAUGACUUCGUUCAUUCGUUCAUUCGUUCUUGUUUGUGUGAUGAAGAGAGAGGGUGGAGGGUUAGGUAGAAUUGGUCGGGGGCUUUGCACCUCACCAAGAAUGGGAAAAGAGGGGGGCCGGGGCCGUUGACGGUACUCAUAGAUCAAGGGGGCGGUGAAAGGGGGGGUUGAUGAAAGGGGGAAGGGUGGUUAUGGAUUCGCCCUUUAUGGAGGGGGAAAGGGUUGUGGGAGGAGGAGGGUAUAGGAGAUUGUGGGCAAAUUGGGGGAAGGGGAAAGGGUUGUACUAGGAAAAGUCAGCUACGAAGUCAUUUUGGCGGGAAGUGCAGGUGUGCAUGCCACGUGUGCUUCAGUCGGGGUCGGGGUUUACACUGAUGGCAGGCGAUCAGUCGGGGUCGGGGUUUACACUGAUAGCAUGCAACGUGUCGUAGGAACAUUACGCGUUUUCACCUUCUUCAGACUGAUGAUGAUUAACAGUUCAAGAACGAUCGGAAUGCAUUGACCUUUUUUUUUUUUUGGAUCGACCAUUUUGAAUGAACCAAGGAACGGUGUUGGUUUUAUUUUAUUUUAUUUUGCUCAUUUAUUUUUUCAGUUCAUUGUUUUCAAAUUUAGUUCUUUUUUUUUAAUUUUUUCUCCGUUGAUCCGCGCCCGGUUUAGUUCCGCCAGUCUUUUGACGAACCGGCAUGGACUGUGCAGUUACUGCACUGAUAGAAAAGGACGGGGAAAGAUUUUGUGUUUGUGUUUGUGUGUGUGUGUGUGUGUGUGUUCGUGUGUGUGUGUGUGUGUGUGUGUGUGUGUGUGAGAGAGAGAGAGAGAGAGAGAGAGAGAGAGAGAGAGGAGAAGGAGGAGGAGGUAAUGUAUAAUGUAUAAUGUACGUGUACAAAAAAGUAGAUGCUCGAGUUGAACUCAACGUAGACACAACUGUUCGUUUUUGGGAAUGACUGAGGCAAUUGCGUACUGGGAACAUGAUGGGAGUAGUACUGAUACCUGUCUUCUCUUCUUUUCUGCUCCCCGUACUCUUUUCUUCACUAUUAAAACUUGAUUGUCG